GUUUAACACCAGGAAGUUGUAAACAAAGCUGACAGCUAUUCAGUUGUUAGCUGUGUAGCAGAGCCGUUGCUCGGCCAGUUAUGUAAAGUAGGCUCGUUGUUCGCUUAAAUCGUUAAUCUAUUAGGUACGCAGUGUACCGUAAUUAUUUUAGAGCGAGAUACUCUCGCGGAAAUACAUUCUUAGUGCGUUUGCUCAACAAGCUAACAUUAGCUGCUUUCUGUUUUCUCAUUAGGGAAACGCUAUCGUUGCACAAGGACGUUGCAGCUAGCGUUGACGUCUGCGACGCUAACGUCAAUUUAGUUCUUAAUACUAAUAUCGCAGACUGACCGGAUAAGUAGUUCGGUGGACGACUCGCGUGUUUUGUUGUGUUUCUCCGCUGCAUUCGCUGUCAGAGAACGGGCGAGCGAAUUCGUCCAUUUUAGCAGGAGGAAAACAAUGUCUACGUCCAACGCAAAUUUCAAAAACAAGUGUGUGACACAGGUGAACUGCGUCUUCUGCGACAGUCUGCUCUGCACGAGAGGAAUGAAAGCGGUGCUUCUUGCGGACACUGAAGUGGAGCUCUUUUCAACGGAUAUACCCCCCAAUAGGACUGUUGACUUUGUGGCCAGCUGCUACACCACUGAAAGCUGCAAGUGCAAACUGAGAGACAUUGCGUGUCUCAAGUGUGGUAAUGUUGUGGGCUAUCAUGUCGUGGCCCCAUGUAAACCCUGCCUGCUCUCCUGCAACAAUGGCCAUUUCUGGAUGUUCAACAGCGACGCGGUUUCAACUCUCAACAGACUGGAUGUGACCGGCCUGAACCUGCUCCUGUGGGGAGAUCUUCCAGAGUUGGAAGACAGUGAGAACGAAGAAUCAGAAACCCCAUCAGAGGAGGAGUGCAUCAGGUAGAGAGGGAUGUGUGCAACAACAUUUGAGGUGGAGCUUCAAAACCUACGCUGAGAUGAGAGAGAAAUGAGAAGCUUUUAAAGGGGUCAUUGAUCACUGAAUCACAAAAGGCAGAAAAAGGGCCACUGUAUUGCUCUGCAUGGGUCAAAAAUAAAAUAUUAAACCAUGCUGCACUUCAGUCCAUAUCCCACACUGUGAGGUCACAGCAGGUGUUUUGCCUUUUCAGCUCAUGGAGAACACCUGCUUUGACAUCACUGGCUAAGCCAACAUCCACAAACGGUCUCCAUAGUUUUAAACUUUGUGUUUUUGGCUCUUUGUAAUUCAGUGGUGAAUUAUCCUUUCUACUGUGACCAUGCAUUUUCUCAUCAUCAUUUUUCAUCACUGUCAAAAGCACAGACACACACACUGUCAUACAUUCUUCUCUUUCUCUCUCUUUUUGUAUAUUUGCGUGAGCUAUUCUAAAAUGUGUGGCUGAAGUAGACAGAAAACAAAAGCAACAACAGCUAGAGCCUUUAAUCUAGUGCGUUUGACUUUUCAUCACUUUCCACUGAUCUUUUUGAUUGGCCUCACGAGAAGUUUGAGGUAUAAUAAGUCAGUGGAACUUAGUGUACCAGCGAAUGCUGUGCUUUUGCCGUUGUUUACGCCAAGUCCACUUUUCUAACAAGAUGACCACAAUUCACUUACUUUCCUUUAAAUGACAGAUCCACUGUGAUCUGUACAUCGACUAUGCUGUAAUAAGCAUUUACUCCCAUUGGCAGUCAUGUCUUAAAAGGCUUGUAUUUUGUCUGUGUGGCUGGGUGCUGACGUGAGUGCUGUUUUGAAUCCCAUGUACUGGAGAAAUGGCACAAAUAUUGAACUAUAUAUACAGUACAAAUAUAUAAUAUAAUAUUUAUGAGUUCCUUGCUGUUUAAGGGCAUAUUUGAAUUUGUUGACCUUGCAAUCUGACAUACUAUAUAACUAUGUUUUUGAUAUAAUAAUAUGUUUGUUAUACACCUGACGGCAGCAGUAUGUGUCUAACACCCAGAUGAAUCUGACUGUAGCAUUGUGUGAUGAUAACAUGCAAACUUAUGCAUUUUGUACUUUUUUUCAUGCGAUAUUUAAAAAAACAAACAAAAAAAAAGGUACUGGAUCAAUGAUUUUGAAGAACUAGAAUGGAAAUAGCUGUACUUUCAUGUCACUCCACAGCUUUUUUUAAUGUGGGUUAUUGAGCAAAAUUAUGAAUUAGGAAGUGCAUUUCAGUGUUAAUUGGUUUCAUUUCACCACAGUUUUAUGCAGCAGCAUUAUUGUAGCACCUGUGGCAAAGGAAGAAAUAAAAUCAACUCCAUAGAAUCAUGGAACAUAUCAAUUAUUGAUCCCCCUCUGAUAAGUGAUUUUCUUCCAGUCUAUAAAAUAGCUUUUCCUAUUUUUGCUUCUUCAGUAUUACAUUGGCCUUAGCGCUGCUGUGAUUGCUGACAAAUGACCUUUGUUUAUCUGUGGACUCUGGGCUGAUGAUGUACGUUAGUUAGCUAGUUGGUCAUCACCAAAUGACCGGGCCUUUCUCAUCAGCUUGGUUUGCCAGAAUACAAGCUUCAGCAUCCUCCUCUCACAAAGAGCAUUAAGGCCAGAUCAGUCCUUUUUAUGGCAGUGCCAUCCUCAAGCUCUUGCUAUUAUAUCACUGCUGUGCCCUGCUAAAACAAUGAUCCGGUCUACCUGUGUUGUUGAAAAGCAUUGUAAAAAAAGAAGAAGCAAAUAUCGAAUGUUACCUGAAGGAAAAGGAUAAAGGAAGAUAGUGUUUUUAUUAAGUAUAGUUAUUGCAUUAGCCUGUUUAGUUUUGUAAAAACACACACAGAGAGGAUGAAAACAUUCUCGUCUUUCACCACUUUAGGUUAUAGCUGACAUGUCUGCUACACUUGCACACCAAAUACUGUCUUAUGUGGUAAACAGAUGGGACACAUUUCAUCAGCUAGGUAUUUAUUAAAUCUGCAAACCAAAAAAAUGUAACCACAUACUCUUUUUUCUUUUUCUUUUUUUUUUUACACACUUUGUUUACAAAUGCAUUGAUUUGUAUUGUGCUCCAGUACUUCUGUUUUGUAUUUAAUAUUUCAUUUGUGAUGUAGUGCUUGAAUUUGUUCUCUUUAAUGACUGGCUGGAUGUGUACAGUCUUACCUCAAGAGGGUAUCACCUGCAAGCUUCCUCUGGCUAGGACAAGUGUCAACGAUAAUCAAAAAGAGUUAUUUAAAAUGGCUGUUUCCUGACGUGAAUAACUUUGAUUAACAUGCCCUGCUGAAAAUGUAUAUUUUGGAAUUGCACUGAAACUGCAUCGGUAGUUUGAAAAAAAAUAAAUUAAAAAAAAUUGUU
Molecule: messenger RNA, 3219 nt
Organism: Solea senegalensis (Senegalese sole)
Lineage: Eukaryota; Metazoa; Chordata; Actinopteri; Pleuronectiformes; Soleidae
Gene: fam72a
Product: family with sequence similarity 72 member A
Exons: 4
Coding region: 436-885 (149 amino acids)
Cellular component (GO): cytosol
Source: RefSeq, a predicted model, not a curated record